Molecule: messenger RNA, 3106 nt
Organism: Nothoprocta perdicaria
Lineage: Eukaryota; Metazoa; Chordata; Aves; Tinamiformes; Tinamidae
Gene: CAB39
Product: calcium binding protein 39
Exons: 8
Coding region: 41-1066 (341 amino acids)
Biological process (GO): intracellular signal transduction
Molecular function (GO): protein serine/threonine kinase activator activity
Source: RefSeq, a predicted model, not a curated record
AAGCAGGGGCUCUAGGAGGAGGACCCGUGUGCUCGCCACCAUGCCGUUCCCCUUCGGCAAGUCCCACAAGUCUCCUGCAGACAUCGUGAAGAACCUCAAGGAAAGCAUGGCAGUUCUCGAAAAGCAAGAUAUCUCCGACAAAAAGGCAGAAAAGGCCACUGAAGAGGUUUCCAAAAAUCUUGUUGCCAUGAAAGAAAUCCUCUAUGGCACAAAUGAAAAAGAGCCACAGACAGAAGCUGUGGCACAGCUCGCUCAAGAGCUGUACAACAGUGGUCUUCUAAGUACCCUUGUGGCUGACUUGCAGCUAAUUGACUUUGAGGGCAAAAAAGAUGUUGCUCAAAUUUUCAACAACAUCCUGCGAAGGCAAAUUGGUACAAGGACUCCUACAGUUGAAUAUAUCUGCACUCAACAAAAUAUAUUGUUCAUGCUAUUAAAAGGGUACGAAUCUCCAGAAAUUGCUCUAAAUUGUGGAAUAAUGCUCCGAGAAUGCAUCAGACAUGAACCAUUGGCUAAAAUCAUCUUGUGGUCAGAACAAUUCUAUGAUUUCUUCAGAUACGUGGAAAUGUCGACAUUUGACAUUGCUUCAGAUGCAUUUGCCACGUUCAAGGACUUGCUUACAAGACACAAGUUGCUAAGUGCAGAAUUUUUGGAACAGCAUUACGAUAGGUUCUUCAGUGAGUACGAGAAGCUCCUUCAUUCAGAAAAUUAUGUGACAAAAAGACAGUCGCUUAAGCUUCUUGGUGAAUUGUUACUGGAUAGGCACAACUUCACAAUUAUGACAAAAUACAUCAGUAAACCUGAAAAUCUCAAGCUAAUGAUGAACCUUCUACGAGACAAGAGUCGUAACAUUCAGUUUGAGGCCUUUCAUGUGUUUAAGGUGUUUGUAGCCAAUCCUAACAAGACGCAGCCUAUAUUAGACAUCCUCCUAAAGAACCAGACCAAACUUAUUGAGUUCCUCAGCAAGUUUCAGAAUGACAGGACCGAGGAUGAACAGUUUAAUGACGAGAAGACCUAUUUAGUUAAACAGAUCAGGGAUUUGAAGAGACCAGCACAGCAAGAAGCUUAAUCUCCAAUAAACCCCUAAAAUAUUAAACCCCAAAUCAGCAUUUGCUGUUAGAUAUUCAGCAUCAGGCACUCUUAUCGAUUCAUGAGGAACAUUACUGCUAAUCUGCUGUUCAGUGAACGGUUUUUGUUUUUCUCUUUUCUUUUUUAGUCCAAGUUGAAAAACAUAGCUGCUGCUUUCUUGCACAAUGUGGACUUUAUUGAUAUUUGUGUCAUUUCAGAAUUCAAAGACACUGCUUGUUUUAGGAGUCCUGAAAAGAAAGAUUCUAGGUUCAUGACAGCAAACAUAUAGAUACUAGUUUGGUUUAGGAAAGAAGGUAUUAAUGUAGUUAAGCAACAGGUUGCAUGCUUGCAAAUCUGAAUAAACCUGUACGUUUGCACUUACCUUGUUUGAGAUAUGAGCACAACGUGACCUGUGCAUACCUGGCACCAUACUAUAAGAUUAUAUGCCUUGAUUUAAAAAAAAAAAAAAAAUAAAAAUGUGCAGUGCUUUAUUUGUAAUCAAAGGGGAAAUGUAUCUAAGAUAUGAGCUUAUUGGGAUAAACAGUUGUCUUGCAAAUAAACCGAUACUGAACCAUAGCAAGAGUGAAAUCUCAAAGUUCAUAAGGAAAAUGUAUAUAUGCCUUUCACUGCUUUAGAGAUUUUUUUUUGGACAUGAUUUGAUUUUUUUUUUUCUGAGAAUUGACUUGUAAACUUGGAAAUAUGUUUUAAGGGUUUUUGUUAAUUUUACUUUAAAGGUAUUUCAGACAGUAGAGCUAGCAGUGACAUUUUGCAUUUCAUUUCAACAAUGCUUGCUGGUUUCUUUUGUAUAUAACUCCUAGGCUGCUCAUUUCUUUAAAGUAUGAUUUAAUUUGUACAGCAGAGGAAUGUUAUUGUAUUAGUCUGUAACUAUUACCUAAUAUUGAGUUUUGCAAAAUGAAUGCUCAUAUGUAAUUGAAUACUUCAGAUCACAUGAAAAUGCUGAUUUAACGAUCCUCAGUACUGCAGCAUUAAAAGAAAAAAAAAAAGCCACAAUUUCUUUGUAUUCACUUAUCUAAUGGGGUGCCAUCAAUUAGAGUAGGCUGAAGUAGAGAACUGGAACCCUUUAAAUUAUAUUCUUGCCUAAUAUAGGCCUUWUCCAAUUAAACUAGUGUGCUCACCAGUUCUGCAAAGGGCAAAGAUGAUACUGAAUUCAUAUGGAUUUCUUUUGCUUCUGGGGAGCCUGCAGUGCGCCCUUUUCUCUUACAGUAAAGUCAGUACCAUAGUUGUGAAAGUGAAUACUUCAAUCCCUCUGCCUUCAAGAAACGUAAUUUUUAGAUAUCCUGGUGGUAACCAAAUGAUUUUGGUUUUGCUGAUUUUUUGUUCUUUAAUGCUGCAAGCUAUCAGUAUUUAUGAAAACACCAACAAAACUGAUUUUGCACCGUGUUUUUGUUACUGUGACCAUACGAAAAGGAUUUACUAAAUAUAGCUAAACAAUGUUAUUAAAACUGUAUCUAGCCAUCAUAUAGUAAUGCUGAGAUCCAAACCAACCCAACGUAUGGAUUGGAGUCUGAAAGUUCAAAUUCUGCAUGGCUGAACCUGAUUGAGACUGCUAUAGAAAACGUUUGUUGCUUCCUGUCCUCCUCCUGAUUAAAAUAUUUUGCAAUCAGCAAGGUGAAACUCGUUAGUGACAUUUAAGCUGGUUUUAAAGCCUUCAGAAGGGAAGUCAGAUAGCUCCAGAAAACCGCGUGUUUUCACCCUGUAAUUGAAAAUCACUCUUAAUACUAUAAUUGGCUUCUUAAAGGUUCUUAAUGCCUACUUUGCAUACAGAUUCAUUUUACCUACUGGAAAUAAAAUAGCUUAAUCUAACUGAAGAUCACUUAUACAGGCAGGCAGAAUUGGCCAAGAUAGGGUAUUCUAGUUCAGUACUAACAGUCUCUUAUAUUUUGGUUUAUCAUAGCUGAGCGGAGGAAAACUUUAUUUGCCAAGUUACUCACCAUACCAUGUAAGGCUUCCUCUUUAGAAAACUAUAGACGUGCUAAAGAUUUAUAUAUGUGAAGUGAAAACAGUUGGAGCGGGAUGUAGG